Molecule: messenger RNA, 4403 nt
Organism: Amoebophrya sp. A120
Lineage: Eukaryota; Dinophyceae; Syndiniales; Amoebophryaceae
Source: the annotation of a GenBank genome assembly
CAAAACAAUGGACACAAAGCUAUGCCGAGAGAUUUAACGCCUCUUGCAGCAUGGAGGCAGGCUUCGGUAGCAAGACUUGAAGCGAAGCAGAAGUAUUACUGUAUAUUAAAGUAUCGCGUACUAGUUGUAGGCACCUGUGAAACUAACUCGCGAAGCCAGAGGCCCUCGGUGGUCGAACAUGCCACCGACGGACCAAGACUCCGUUGCGGGGAGCGGAGUUUUCACGCCUAACGAGUCCGCAGUCUUGCCUGUCACGGAUUCUCGCACACACGCAAACUCGUGGGACACUUACGACAUCGCUACUCCGCAGAACAACAAAACAUACCGAGAAAAGAUGGCGGACGUAAGUACUUUUUUCGAUGCGGCGCACUCCUUGAGCGAUUGUUUCUGUAAAUAUGUUUUCUUUUGUACUUCGAACUAGUUUUCCAGUUUAAGGAAGUUUAAGUUUGACUCAUCUGCAACGCAGUGAGCAAACUGAAAUCAAGCGCGAACCUGAAAAUAAAAUCUUACCCCACCGAACAGAUGCAGAAGGAGCGGAACCAGCAGGUGCGGCAGUACAUCCGCGACGAAGCGGAGCAAAAGUACACGAUCAUCACUUUGGAGGAGAACCUGCAGGACAAGAUCCGCAAGCUGCGCGCGGCGCACGCGGAGAUCGCCCGGCUGCAGGAGAUCCUCCGAAAGAACGGGCUGGAGGCCGAGGUCGUGCGGGGGUGCCGCUACAAUUCCGUCGGGGCCAUCGACGAGGAAGUGGUCCCGGAGGAGGAGGUAUGGAUUGCAAAUAUGUCUGGGUCCGAAAGAUUCCGAGAUUUGUCACGCAGUUUUUCCAAGCUCCGCCAAGGCUGGAAUGCAGGGCAUAGCAUCACAGGUUCUGCAUCUGCAGCUCGUUGGUGAUACCUAUUCUGCAUGAGAAAUGGUCUCUCAGCAUGGCCAGAAAUGGGGUCCUUUUGCAAGUCACGCAACGCAGACUUUUGUAUGAUCCGCAACACGCAUGACAAGUUUCUUUACAUCCUUCCAGACCCACACACUUUUGCAGUUGAUAGGACGUGGAGGAGGUGUCCCACGUAACUAUAUCGCCGAAGGACGAGGCGGAGCGACAGCUGGAUGGCACGAACAAAACCACGAACCUCCACGGGGCGGGCGCAGCUGGGUCAGCGUCCGAGGUGGAAGGUGCCACCGCGGUGAGGAAGGUUGAAGGUAGAGACGGAAUGUAGUAUAAAAUCAAAAAUUUGCCAUGUGGCCCUCUUGAAAUCAAAUGACUGUGCAAGAAUAACGAGUUUGCCACAAAAAUCUAUAAGUACCAGACUAUCUUCCCACCGAUGAUGUUGUUGUAGCUAGUAGAAAACGAAACUCAAAAUCUCUUCAGUUCUGCACCUCCCGCCCGUGGCGUCGCUCACCGCGAAGUCCGAAAGCUCGGCCACAGCAGUCGCAAAACCGUCCGUGCCCCUCACCGCCGACGACCUGUACUACUACCCGGAGGGCAAGGCCGCAGAGGACUUUCAGCAAGUCGAGCGAGACCCCGGCGAGGAAGCCGACUCGGAAUAUGAGGACAUCGAGGACGCGAGUGAACAGCACGGCGUCGCCGAUCGUCCAGUAGAACAAGUACUCUCUUCGAGCAGACAAGGCUCCUCGUCCGUCGGCGUUGCUUCUCUGGUCGUAGCGAAGCCCACAGCCUCCAUAGUUUCUCUCGCUUCCGACGGCAGUGACCGCGUCUCGCCGUCUGCGGUGUUGACUUCCUGCGUGUUGGAAAAGAAGAACGACGAAGCUGUCUGCAAGGAGAACAGGACAUUAGCUGAAAGUAGAAGUGCCUUGAACACUUCUACCUCAGGGUCCGGGUCCAAUAGCAAAAAACCACCUUCAGAUAACUACACGGCGAAGAAGCCGGCCCCGGGGCUGGCGCGUCCCCCACCCGCUCCGGAGAGCACACCGGAUCUGCUGGAGCAAACCCGGAUUUCGAAUUCGGAAGUGGAAAAGAUGGAGGCGUCGCUGCGGAAAAAGUACACGAACUUGAAAUGUCUGCAGCGCAGCGGUGGAGACAACAUCAGCCUGAGCCAGACGAGUGGUCAACAGGUGGUCUCGCCGAUGUCGGCUUCCGUGGCAACCACCAAAGUGUCUCCGGAAAAGCGGCCUCAUGGGACGAUCAGUGCGUUGCCGAGCUUAAACAUCGGAGGCGUUACAGCCAGUAUAGAUCUCGUCACUUUGCAGAUUGAUUGCUUCAUUCAAUCGCGCUUGUGUGAGUGCUGUCUUUUCUGUCGUUCCAUGUAUAUUCAGAGUUCUCGCAAUGUCUGCUCGUCUUCGUCACGGGGGUAACAACUUUCUUAAGUUCAACUUCGAAUUUAGAUCAAACGGUUUUUUACCAAUUUUUUUACAACUCUUCCAACUAGGCUCUUCCACAUCUUCUUCCCGCGAGCGUGCUGCGUCUUGUCGCCCCGCGGCCUUCGGCAUCUCGGUUCCCAUGCACGUGCCAACAUCCGCGCUGCCGUCUCCGUGCUUGCAGUACCGUUCGCUGGAACUGCCAACGCCGAAAUGGCCUGUGCCAGCAGCAUAUAACAUGCAAAAAUGUCUGGGUCUGGAAGAAUGCAAGAUUUGUCUAUGCAUAUUUCUCAUGACUCAUCAUCAUCAUGCCUGUAAUGCUUGACCUAGCAUCGCAGACUUUUAGAGGCCUUCCUGAUGUACCUUCCGCCUGAGAAAUGCUCUGUCCGUGUAGCAAAAACUGUACCCCUCUUGCUGGUCAUGCAAUACAAAUUUUUUUAGAGUUCAAAAACAGCAUGACGAGUUGCAAUCUUCCAGACCCAGACACUUCUGCAGUUUAUACAGCCGUAGCUGGAACGAGCACUCCGGCAGACGCCAAGCCACGGUUCGUCACGCGCCUCAGCGCCCGACCGCCGCCUAGAAUGCCAACAACCGGUACAGGGGGGAGCGCCACUGCCGCCGUUGGAACCGGGCUACCCCCGGCCAAUGCGACGUACUUGCCUUUGUUUGAUAAAAAAAAAACCCAUGAAUGUGCGUACGUGUACUGAAACCGAGUUCUUGAAACCUAAGAACAGUGUACUUUUUCGUUCUGCAGCAUGUUUGAUGUACACAUUUGACUUUCGUUUUCCCAACACCAGCGUCGUUGCUGUGGAAACGACCAAGAGCGCGACCAGUUCCGCGGCACCCAGCCCGCUCACGGCCACCGCUGUCUCGAAGCACAUGGGCGUGUUGCACUACCCGCGGUUCGCCAAGCAGCCCCGAAUCGCGCAGUACUCGACGAGACCCUCAAGCACAAGCCCGGCGGCGGAGACGCCGCUGGUGUUUUCCCGUGCCGUCGUACCCGCUACGGCUCACCAAACCAGCAGCUUCCUCCCCGCCGCGCGUGCCAGCGUCACCGGCGUGCGAACCCUGGUCGGAGGAGGAGCGAUUUGUCCUGCGAAGAACAGUAACACAACCCCCAACCGCAGUCCCUCGCACAAUUCGAGUUCCGUCCGCAAGCUUCGGGCUGGAUCUGCGGAUGAUGCGACGUCGGAGUUGCAGAACCUCCGUGCAGCAACUUCUACCGGCCUAGACUCCUCUGCAACGCGACGACUGGGCGCUUCACCUGUGGACGGUAAGGACUCCGGUGCGGAACUGCUCAUGUCCAAAACGACGGCAGACUCAGCAAAGAGCAAGGAAACGGUUACGACAGCAGAAAAGGGCGGAGAGCAUCAAGAGACGAAGGAGUACUUGCGAGUGGCCCGGUCAGACACCCUCGAGGCGAGUCCGGUGUCGUAAGGAUACUUAAAGGUUGAAGUGGCAGGUUGACAUCAAGAUCUGCAAAAGAGUUUUAGUGAUUUUGAUUUAAUGAGGACUUUUUCAGCACAUGUUGAUCCGGACGAGCUUGUGGGCCAGGCCUUGCCUCUGAGUCUCAAAAAAGCCUUUCCCACAAAUAGAAAUUCCAAAACAAGUCGCUCUAACUCAGUAGUCUAGUAUGAAAUAGAUACUGCAGCGUGAGCGUAAGACAAGUGUUUUUCAAGUUCAUCACUGGCUUUCAUGUACAUAUCGCGACCGUAUUGUGUUUGUGACCCGGUUUGAAUAUUAGACAAGAAAUUGCUGUAAGAGUAAAGCUGGCUGUUUGUGUGUGCGCCGUGUCAUGUUUUUGUCAUGCAGGAUUCGGUUUUUAACUUUAGCUUCCCUGACGGGCAUGUGAUGAGCUUUCCUCACAGCACGGACCCCAACUUGUUGCAGAUGAAUGUUGUCGGGAUCUAUCAUCUUUUUUGUUGAUCGAAAAGAAAAAUGAACUCACAGACACACAUAAUGAUAAGCGACGACUUUUAGAAGAAGAAGCACAACUUUACAACAAGAAAGAACGCGCAAUUGCAGUAGAAGAAAAUACUUUGAAGAUUUUUCUGGGUUUCUGGGACCUGAGACGAGGCCGGAAGGAACGCCAU